AUGAACCCAAUCAUACAGAAAUAUCGCAGGACCACUGGUUAUGUGUUUCACAUAAUCAACCUGACCAUUCUGCUGUUGCUCUGGACCGUAUGCACCAUCAUCCUGUUUAUCUACAAGCCUGAGGAGCUCACCAAGUCGAUGGUCACCGUGCUGCCCAAUAAGACGGCCUUCAGGGAUGUUGAGCUGAAGCAGGACGCCGUGGGGAUACAACUGAAUGGGGCCAUUAACACGUAUCUGACGAACCACAGAGUUAAGACAACCAACUUUUCGGCCGUUGGAGUUCGAUUGGAGUGGCGCGAUCGGUGGAUGAAUCGGAGCUUUUUGCGCACAGGCAUGUGGAUGGUGUAUAUGUACACGGAUAAAACGAAGUACCUUCAGGUGCACAGAGUUUUUCAGUUCUCGAUUUCAGGAUGGCACCAUGAAAGGUCCUUGAUCCAGCGCACUUUGCAAUCUGAUCGUGAUCUGGUGAACUCCUCCUAUGACUGGGCCAUGGCGCAGGCGGUGAUUUCAUUCGAGAGCAUGAGUAGGGAUCCGGUGGGUCUGCUCUUGACGGUGGACAACACUCCGUUGGAGACCGGCUUGGGUAUACUGUAUGCCGCCUUUCUGAUCGUCGGCCUCUAUGCUAUUAUCAUCUGGGACUCUGCGGAUCGUAUUCUAAACACCUUGCUGAUAACAUCUUUGUCCUUGGCCCUUCUCACCGUUUUGGGCGAUAGACCCACUCUAGAAAAGAUAGUGAGUUGGGUGGACUGGGAGACCAUGAUGAUCCUGCUGGGCAAUAUGAUAAUGACAUCGCGCAUGGCGGAUACCGGGUUGUUUGACUACCUGGCCGUGGUGGCCUAUCGUAUCUCCAAGGGCCAUGCCUGGGUGCUGAUCGCCCUUUUGGGCGCGUUGGUUGCCAUGACCUCCACUUUCGUGGACAAUGCCACUGUGGUGCUUCUCUUCUGCCCAUCCGUCAUACGAUUGUGCGAGGCGAUGGGCUUGAGAACCACCUUGGUCCUCAUCAUCGUAGCAAUUUAUGCAAAUAUCGGAGGCUCUAUUACCCCAAUUAGUGGGCCACCCAAUACUAUCAUAGCGACCAAUAAGAUGGUGGAAUCCGCCGGCCUGAAUUUCGUUCGCUUUUCGCUCUUCAUGCUCCCGAUUGCUUUGAUCUGCCUGGCGUCCACCUUUUGCCUGUUUUACUGGACAAUGAGUAAGAAGAUCUACAUCCUGGACGACAAUCAGGUGGAGCUAGCAAAUAAGCGGCGAGGAAAUGCCAGGCCCUCCUUCGAUAUUCAGCUGAGGAUUGCCGAGCUGAGAAGGCAGCCAAGGAGCACGGUGCUCCCUCCGGCAGACAGCUACUUCGUGAUCCUGGCAACCUUGGAGGCGAGCAAUUGGGUACGCAAGAAGAUGCUGCUGGUGCAAUCCUUUCUGGCCCUGGGCUUUGCCGCCUUUUGCUUCAUUCUGCAAUCGAUUCCCUGGACCAUUCCCGGUGCCUCUCUGGGCUGGAUAUCCAUUCUGGCCGCCUUCCUGCUGCUAAUCAUGAUGAAUCCGAAGGAUCUCAUCCAGGUCUUGGCCAAGGUCAAUUGGGGCACAAUGCUGCUACUCGCCUCUCUCUUCAUCUUCACCGCGGUCGUUGACGAACUGGGCCUCAUCCACUGGAUGGGCUAUUUGGUGGUGUCUCUGAUCGUCCGAGUGGACGAGUCAUACCAGACCAUGGUUGGCAUGCUCCUGAUCCUCUGGCUUUCAGCCCUGCUCUCCGCCUUCAUCCACAAUGCGGCGGUGGCCCCCAUCAUGGUGAAACUCUGCACUGACAUGGUCAUCCAUGAUGAGGUGCAGAUACGCCUACUGCCCCUCAUCUGGGCCACGAGCAUGGGCACCAGCUACGGAGCCAAUGGCACCCUCUUGGGCUCCUUGGCCAACGAGUUCGUCUCGGUGGUGGGCAGAGCUUAUGGCUACAAGAUCACCUUCCAGUCAUUCUUUGUGGUCGGUUUCCGCAUUAUGCUCUUCACCGUUGUCAUCUGCUCGAUUUUCCUAAUUAUUGCCCACUCAAUCUUUGCCUGGCAUUAG
This is a messenger RNA of Drosophila erecta, 2046 nucleotides long. RefSeq names its product P protein. NCBI's taxonomy places the organism in Eukaryota, Metazoa, Arthropoda, Insecta, Diptera, Drosophilidae. The coding region runs from base 1 to 2046 and encodes 681 amino acids. Gene Ontology annotation, cellular component: membrane. The transcript has a single exon. The record is from RefSeq and is a predicted model, not a curated record. Gene Ontology annotation, biological process: transmembrane transport.